This is a messenger RNA of Armigeres subalbatus, 2207 nucleotides long. Its product is annotated as exostosin-1-like. The record is from RefSeq and is a predicted model, not a curated record. Lineage: Eukaryota; Metazoa; Arthropoda; Insecta; Diptera; Culicidae. The coding region runs from base 1543 to 2157 and encodes 204 amino acids. The transcript is spliced from 2 exons.
UUUUCUGUCGCAUCUUGUGGCCAGUAGUAGUGUAUGCGCGAAGAAAUUCGUGACACAGACGGUGUUUUUUCCUUCUUCUACUGGUGUAGUGUUAUGUUUUCUUUUAUAAAUGAGAAGGGAAGUGUAUCGAAGGAGUACAAAUCUGUAUUUCUGCGGGAUUAAUUGUGAUGGAUGGUUUUCCGGCGGAAGAAAUUAGACUAGCAAUGAUGAAGAGGUUGAUAGUGAAUCAAAAGCAGUGGAAGUGCGUCUCUAUCCUCCAGUGACGUGUAAAGAUCGUUCCGGAAAUUGUGGUGUGUUGGAAUGAGAAAACUUGUAGAAGCUCAGUGAUUAGGUGCUGGGCUAGGCCCUGGAAGAUUUCGGUAAAGUUCAAUUCCACGUCCAGUGAAAUGAUUAUGCCCCGGGGAUUGUAAAUCCCAGUGAAAAAAGCAAAAACGCCACUCCAAAUUAUGAAAAAGAAGUGGUGGAUCCCCAGUUCCAGUGCAAAAUGUUGAGAGUAAAUAAAUAUAAGUCAAAAUAUGACGUGAUGCGUAGUGCAGUGAUUCUACAGCUGGUCAGAGCGGACGUGUUUUCUGCAGCACUGUCUGUCGUGGAGUGGUGAUGGCUUGCAACUGCGAGCGGAAAUCAUGGAUGAAUGUUAUUCCAACACAUUUGAUUGCUGAGAUGUUUACCUGCAGUAGCGGAUUCCGGGCGAGCGGAAUGUAAACAAAGCCAAAAAUAAGUAAUACCUCCCAUAAAGGCGACAGCCGCAGCAGUCAGUAGAAGGAGUUUGAAUGACCGUAGAAUGAGGGGAUGAUUAAAAAUCGAUACUGGUGUGUUGUAUACUAAACAAAAAUACUACGGUCAGUGCGCGGCGUUUUUUUUUUCGGGGAUGAGCUGAAUUAUUCAUGUGUAAAGUAGAAUUGUUUGAAAUUGGUGCAGUUUUUGUCGUCAGGCAGCAAUAACCGGGAAACAUGUUAUCUAGUGUCAAUACGUAUACCGAAAGGCGGAUAAUCUCUACGUGAUAUCUGUGCACAUAGCUGUUGGUGAAGUUGCUUAAUUAUGAAAUAGGAAUAAAUGUUUGUGUUUCAUUAUUUAUCGAGAAAUAUCUGCGAAAGUGUCGGUGAAACUAGUGAAAUGUAUAAAAAGCCUGCUGCAACACGAUUCGCAUUUGUUGGCCUGUAAUUACGCAUUGGAAUCUCCGGAAAAUGCUCGAAUUGCCUGUCCCGGUGCAACGAUACUCAGAAUUAAAUAAUUCAAUGUAUAACAAUUAAUCUCCGGAGCUGCAGCUGUGCCCGUAAAUAUUUAAGCACCCACACUCAGAAAAGCUCCCGCCAAUCCCUUUAUCCAAAAUGCAAGCGAAAAAGCGCUACAUACUCGUGAUAAUUUGCUGUGCAUUUCUCGCAUAUUGCUACUUUGGUGGAUAUCGGCUCAAAUGGCUCCAGAAACUGUUUGCCAUAAGCGUUCGCAAGAACCCAUCUAAGCUCCCACCAUAUCAACAGCUGUACUAUCAAUUCCCCGACUCUCCAGAAGCGCCCGUCCAAAACUCACAUUCCAUUCCAGACGAUGAGCUGUACGCUCAUCCUUCCUAUGAAUCUAAAUACAUCGGUGACUCACUUCCAACUCCCAUCCGCACUUGUCGCAUGGAAACAUGUUUCGACUUCACCAAAUGUACUGACCAGAACUUCCUGGUCUACGUUUAUCCACCGGAACCGCUCAAUUCCCUUGGUGCUCCUCCUCCCAUCAGUCCAAACUAUCAGAAAAUCAUCUCAGCCAUCCAGGAGAGCCGGUAUUACACCGCCGACCCGGAAAAAGGCAUGUCUGUUCGUGCUGGGCAUCGAUACGCUGGAUCGAGACUCGCUAAGCGAAGACUACGUACGCAAUGUUCCAUCUCGGCUGCAACGGCUGCCACACUGGAAUGGUGGCCGUAACCAUAUCAUAUUCAACCUUUACUCCGGCACAUGGCCAGACUACAACGAGAACGGGCUCGGAUUCGACACGGGGCAGGCAAUCCUGGCGAAGGCCAGCAUGAGCGUGCAGUCACUGCGGCCAAACUUCGACGUGAGCAUUCCGCUGUUCCACAAGCAGUUUCCGCUGCGUGGCGGCAACACCGGUUUCGUCGCUAGUAACAACUUCCCAGCAAACAAAAAGUAUCUGCUGGCGUUCAAGGGAAAAAGGUAAGCAGGCAUUGUAAAUCAGUCGUUUUGUAAGUAAAAUUUGUUUUUUAAAUU